Molecule: messenger RNA, 3153 nt
Organism: Periconia digitata
Lineage: Eukaryota; Fungi; Ascomycota; Dothideomycetes; Pleosporales; Periconiaceae
Source: the annotation of a GenBank genome assembly
CGCACGCACCUUCUCUCCACCACCACACUGCACCAGAGUUCAAGCACCCCUCACAACUUGUAAAUCCCCGAUAUCUUGUUUGUUUCCACACUCUCCCUGCACUCAUACUCAUCUCUACCGGGCACUGUCGCCAUUAUGGUCGCCACUCGACGAUCUGGUAGGAAAGCGCCAGAGGUCGAGGCCGCCGCUUCCACCUUGAACGCGCCUCCCAAACGCGCGACAAAGCGCAAGGCCGCCGAGGAAGCGCCUGUCGAUACAACAACUACUAGAGCAACCAAAGCAAGCAAGGCAAGCAAGGCGGAGCCCAAGACGAAGAAGCCAGCCGCCAAAUCUGCCGCCUCAAAGCCGGCUGCUAAAGUUGCAGUCUCUACCACCACAACCACGAGGACUACGCGGACACGGCGCGCGCCACAGCCCUCAGAUCAGGAACAAGAACAACAAAUAGAAGAGCCACAGGUUCAGCCAUCUGAGCCCGAGCCCGAGCUUGAGGCUGAGCAGGAAAAAAGCGUCACAACUACCGCGAAGCGUGCCGUACGAGGCCGAAAACCUGCGGCGAAGGAAAUCGAGCCCGCACCCGUGCCUACAGAACCCCCCCAAAAAGCCACCCGCGGCCGAAAAGCCCAAGAGCCCGCGCUACUUACUGUUCCAGAAGUUGAUGCUAAAGCCCCCGCAACGCAAAAGCUCCCAGCAAAGACUACCACCACCACCAGGUCCACACGUGCCCGGGCGACUACAACUGUAACCAAAGCGGCCGAAUCUACAUCCACUCUGAGAGCACCUGCGCGUAAACCCGCCACCCGCAAGCCCAGGGCUACCGCUAAAGCUACAAACAAAGUUGAAGCUACUCCCGAGCCUGUCCCUGUUGUGGAGGAACCGCUUACCGAGUUUCCAAACUGGCCAAACACUCCAGCGCACAUUAAAGCACCAAUUUCCAAUCAAGAUGCCAUUGAAGCUCUACCGAAGCAAUUUCCCUCCACACCUCACCCAUUCCUCGAGGCCUAUCAUAAUCGAACGGCCAUCGAAACCCUCCCCAAUCAGUAUCCCGGUACGCCUCACGAGUUUGUAGACGCGUACGGCAACAAAAAGGCAAUGGAAAAUUUGCCAGAGGCUUUCCCGGACACUCCUCACCAUGUCCUGAAUGCGUAUUCGAACCAACAAGCUCUAAAUACUCUGCCUGAUUACCCCAAAACGCCAAAUCACGUUCUGAAUGCAUUUUCGAACCAACAAGCUCUCGACGCCUUGCCUAAUUAUCCCAAAACGCCAUCGGAUUUCUUGGAGGCUCAAGACAAUCGUAAUGCCCUAGAUACCCUCCCGAAAGCGUUUCCGGAGACGCCGGCUCAUGUCCUAGACGCAUACUCGAAUCAACAAGCUCUUGAUACUUUGCCUAGCUACCCGAAGACCCCCUCAGCUUUCCUCGAGGCGCACGACAAUCGUCAAGCUCUAGACAUCCUGCCAAGGGCGUUCCCUGAGACGCCGAUUCAUGUUCUUGAUGCGUAUUCUAAUCAGCAAGCUAUGGAUACGCUGCCUGGUUACCCGAAAACUCCAUCUGCCUUUCUAGAAGCACAUUCAAACAAGCAGUCUAUCAGAGAUUCGUCCGCUUCCGCUCGCAAUUUAUCUAGCCCCCACAAAGAGUCUAUUCAAACAGCUCAAGGCUCUCCCAAGAUGCCCUCCGAGAUUGAGACGUUUUCUCAAGGACGUUUCAGCUCUCCCAAGACGCUCUCUGAUGCUGAGUCAACUGUUCGAGAGGCGCUGAGUUCCCCCAAACUGCCUUCAGAAAACGGAGCCGUCAUUCAUGAGGCUCCAUGCUCUCCCAAGAUUUCCUCUAAAAUCGAGGCAAUCACUCAAGGGGCUUCAAGCUCUCCAAGAAUUCUCUCCGAUAUUGAAUCCGCUAUCCAGGAAGCUCUUAGUUCCCGCCCACACACUCCCGACAUGGGUGACACGUCAUUUGAAAACCUUCAAACAUCUGUCAACAAAUGGUCUGACGCGCUCAAAGAGCGUGAGCAAGCCUGUAAAACCCCGGAUGCUGAAUUGGCUGUUGAAAGUCAAGACAGCAACAUUCCGGUCACUUCUGGAAUAGUUCUCUCGGCGAUCUCUUUCGCGCCGUCUUUACCAGUACCUAUGCCUGUUUCGCCAACCAAGUCGGCUCUACGGUCUCCCCUCAAGGCCGUUUCAAAGACACCAAAGAAGGUUGUUACAUGGCAAGAAGAAUGUGAAGGCAAUGCUUCUAACGAAGAGGAGCCGUUGCAAGGCAUGAUAUUCUUCGUCGAUGUCAUGUCGAAUGGCAGGGAUCAAUCGUUCCUCUUCACUACCCUGCUCGAAGAUCUAGGGGCUAAAGUUCUUCGUGAAUACAACGAGCAUACAUACUUGACCCAUGUCCUUUGGAAGGAUGGGAACAUGUCCACCUUGGAGCUGGUUGCUGGGUCUCACGGCAAAGUCAAAUGUGUUAAUGUUGGUUGGGUCUUGGAUUCUGAAAAGAACAAGAAGCGCAUGGACGAGGACCCCUACAUCGUUGAUCUGAGUUGGUUUACAGAGCCAAAGCCACAACCUUUCACUCCGGCAAGAACUCCGGCACAUUUUCUAGCGGCAGUUCAAGAGAAGUCCAGCUCCAUCAAGGCUAUCCCGAGCACACCGACUUCAUCGGAAUUCGAUCGAUCAAUCAACUUCGACGACGAUAAGGAGAAUUCGGAGCUUGGCAUUUAUUUCCAGGACUAUGCUAAGACAGCCCCUCGUCCAAAAGCGACCUGGCUGAUGAAUAAGUCACCAUUGAAAACACCGUCGAAGCAAAACUUUCUGUACCAACAGCCUAUCAAGGCACUUUCAACAGCCAAAAAGCGAUCUGCAGGAGAAAGCUUCGGUGCAUUCGCCUCGGUUCCCCCAAAGAAAUUGAGAUUUGUCUAAAUGCAUCUGCCUAUCCCGCUUCUUUUUCCGCGGCUUGAGGGUUGAGCACAUGGGUUGAGGCUGUCUACGGAAUUAGCCUCCCCUUGCUCCCCAACAUUGCCAGGUCGAAGGGGCUUGAAUAUGGCGAUAUGUUUAGACAUGAAUUAGUUUUCGAAUAGUGAGCUGGGUCAAAAAAGACGCAAACUGAAAGAUAGUAGUCGUUGCAUUGUAUAUGGUGAUCAGGAAGGGGUUUUGGCGAAAAUUGGGUGUGUAUGC